AACAACAACACUUCACUUGGUCAUUCUGAAGUCAAAAUCGCAGCAAGCCUGAGUUUGAGUCGGUGUUUUGAUUCUUUUUGGUUCUUACGUGACUUCUUCACUCAUUCGUUGACCAAAUCAAUCACUGGGCUUCAAUAUUAAUAUCGCGAGAUCGUCUACCAUGUUUUGGGCCCGAUCGGGGUGCCUUUGGCCCCGGCGAAUCAUGAGCCAGGUUGGCCACCUGAGCCAAAAUGCGGCUACGGCUUCGUCCUUAACUUGCGCUCAUCUCAAAAAUCGGGCCGUGGUCCGAGUUCAAGGCCUUGAAAGCGCGGAUUUGCUGCAAGGACUCAUGACCAACGAUAUUGUGAGCCGAUUCCAGCCUUUGGAUGAGGAGGGCCUGCUCAAAGACGAACCCGUCCAGAGUAUCUACACGCAUAUGCUCAACACGCAAGGCCGAGUCCUGUUCGAUGUGAUCGUGUUCAAGGGAUUUCAAGAGCACGAAUUUCUCUUGGACGUGGAUUUCGACGGCCGAGACAAGCUGGUCAAGCACUUGAAGAUGUAUAAAGUGCGCCGAAAGAUUGACAUCCAACUCGACGACCACCUCAAAGUGUUGGCCUUCUUCCAAAAGAACGCACCCGAAAACAUCACGGAAUUGACCGCGGCGGUCAAAAGCGAUCUGCCUGGAUCCAUUCAUUGCGAUCGAGGUUGGAUCUCGCCCAAUGACCAAGUCCCAGCCCUGGAGUUUAGUGAGGAUUGUCUAUCUAGUGUCGAUCCCCGGCUGCCGGAACUGGGGCAUCGGAUCAUUGCCCCGCAAGAGCUGGAAUUCGCCGAUCAAGCCGACCAUCGGCAAGAUUAUCAACAACUCCGUUACUGGUUUGGCGUGGCCGAAGGGGCGCAGGAAGUGAUUCCCGGCAAGGCUUUGCCCUUAGAAUACAAUGUGGACUAUCUCCACGGGAUCAGCUUUCAUAAAGGUUGCUAUAUUGGUCAAGAGCUCACCGCCCGCACCCAUCACACCGGAGUCAUUCGCAAGCGAAUCAUGCCCGUUGUCAAUUUAGAUCAAGAGUUCAAGCGAAAUGGUGACGAUGAGGACGUGGAUUUUUUGAAUGAAGCCGACAAAAAGAUCGGUAAACUAAGGGGUUCAAGUGGGAAACUCGGAGUGGCGCUUAUGCGAAUCGUGGAAAGCAUGAAGGCUAAGAAAAUUCAUUAUGACACUCAAUCAGUUCGAGUUUGCCAACCUCAUUGGUGGCCGCUAGAUAAGAACGAAGGCUCAAAUCCGCGAGAUAAGAAAAAUCAUUUUUUCUACAAUUCUUUCCAGGUUAUGAAUAUCGCCUGUCGGACCGUUAGAACAAGAGCGACCUCUUGGAUGUUGCCGCCCAAUUGUCUCUUGAGGGCCCAUUCUGUAUCUCCUAUUUUCGCCACACCUCUUUCAGGGCAGAAUCAUGAUGAAUUUACUGCGAAGGCCGAAGCGAAGAAGGAGCUACAUAUCAAAUCAGAGAAGCGCAAGGCGGAUGAUGAAGAGCUCAAAGAUAAAAUCCUUUUAGCUAGUCUCAAGCAUGUGCCUCAACACAGUUGGAGUCGUCAAGCUGUGGCCGAAGGGGUCCAAGACUUGGGCUAUCCUCCGGUGUCUUCGGGAAUCAUUGACAACCAUCCCCUGGAGUUGAUCUUGUUCCAUAUGCGAUUGUCCAACGAGCAAUUGGAGCAAAAGAUGGCCGCUGAUGUGGCGGCUAUUGAAGCCCAAGGCGAGCGACUUCGAAUCAGAAAGUUCCUUAGAUCCCACGUAGAGAACCGUCUGAGGAUGAAUAUACCGUUCAUGGGACACUGGACCGAAGCCCUGGCCAUCAGUAGCCUGCCUCAAAACCUGUGUGAGACUGUCCCUCUUGAUUUGGAGUUGUUCGAUCUCAUGUGGCAUUAUGCCGGAGACAAGGCCACGGAUCUGAAUUGGUAUACGAAACGAAUUAGUCUAGGAGCCAUUUACAAGGGCACGGAAAUGGCCAUGCUUCAAGACAAAAGCGAGGAUUUCCAACACACGUGGGAGUUCCUGGACCGCCGCUUCCAGGAUGAAAUGGAUUUCUCUAAUCUGGUCAAGAACUCGAAUGAUGUGCAAAAUGUGGUCAAGGGUGUGGCCACAACGCUUCAAAAUAUCUUUGGCCUUCAGAGCAAGCAUUAAAUAUAAUCUCCACAAAAGGAACCUAGAAUCCAGAGCUUGAAGAUCCACGAUGUAAUUUAUUUACCUUUCAAUUUCAG
Messenger RNA from Tigriopus californicus, 2223 nucleotides. RefSeq lists its product as uncharacterized. The coding region runs from base 161 to 2146 and encodes 661 amino acids. Gene Ontology annotation, biological process: ubiquinone biosynthetic process. Lineage: Eukaryota; Metazoa; Arthropoda; Copepoda; Harpacticoida; Harpacticidae. The record is from RefSeq and is a predicted model, not a curated record. Gene Ontology annotation, cellular component: mitochondrial matrix. Gene Ontology annotation, molecular function: protein binding; lipid binding. The transcript has 3 exons.